GCGCGCGCGCGCGCGUGUGCAUGUUGUUAUUAUUAUCCUGCCUGCCUGCUCUCCGCUGCGCUCGGAAUGGCCAGAUUCACCCAGACUGAAGCGAGAAGGCAGCAGCACCCACCGCAGCCGCCGCAGCCUGCCCACGCUAGCGUGAUCCUCAGCGGACCGGGGGCAGUACCGAGCCAGCCGCCACUGCUUGUCCUCCCGCAGCAGCCCCAGUACGCCCAGAUCAGCUUCCCCAAACCCAUGAACGGGUCAGAAUCCAUUUCCAUACGCCCCGACAACGGCACCAUGAAAGACCAGGAUGCCAUAAAGCUUUUUAUAGGACAGAUACCGCGGAACCUCGAGGAGAAGGACCUCAAACCCCUGUUUGAACAGUUUGGGAAAAUCCACGAAUUGACAGUUCUCAAGGACCGUUACACCGGCAUGCACAAAGGCUGUGCCUUCCUCACCUACUGCGCCCGUGAUUCAGCCAUCAAAGCCCAGAAUGCACUGCAUGAACAGAAAACUCUGCCAGGGAUGACACGGCCGAUUCAGGUUAAACCAGCUGACAGUGAAAGUCGUGGAGAGGACAGGAAGCUCUUCGUGGGCAUGCUGAACAAACAGCAGACAGAGGAGGAUGUGUACCGACUUUUCGAGCCCUAUGGCGUCAUCGAAGAGUGUACCGUAUUAAGGGGUCCUGACGGAAACAGCAAAGGCUGUGCCUUUGUUAAGUUCUCAACACACACCGAGGCUCAGUCAGCAAUCAGCGGCCUACAUGGGAGUCAGACCAUGCCAGGGGCAUCCUCCAGCCUGGUGGUAAAGUUUGCAGACACUGAUAAGGAGAGGACUAUCCGCCGCAUGCAGCAGAUGGUGGGCCAGUUUGGCAUCUUCAACCCUGCUGUGGCCCUGCCGUUCAGCACAUACAGCACCUACAGCACCUACACACACGCCCUCAUGCAGCAGCAGGCAGCCAUAAUGGCUGCCUCUCACGGUGGCUACCUGACCCCCAGCAUGGCCUUCCCUGCUACCCAGAUUCAUCACGUGGGGGCGCUAAACAUGAACGGCCUGCCCCCCACGCCCAUGACCCCCGUGUCAGGGCUGAGCUCUCCGCCCGCCAGCCUGGCAUCGUCGGCCGUGCCCAGCAUCGUGACGCCCAUUGUGAACGGCUUCGCUGGCAUCGCCCCUCAGCCCAACGGCCACCCGCUGGAGGCGGCGGUGUACACCAACGGCCUGCCAGCCUACUCCACCCAAAGCCCCACCGCCACAGAAACACUCCAACAGGCCUUCACUGGCGUACAGCAAUACACAGCCAUUUACCCCACCACCACACUGACCCCUAUAGGUCAGACAGUGCCACAGCCGCCUCAGGUGAUCCAACCGCAGCAACAACAGCAGAGAGAAGGUCCAGAGGGCUGUAACCUCUUCAUCUACCACUUGCCACAGGAGUUUGGUGAUAAUGAGCUGAUGCAGAUGUUUCUGCCAUUUGGCUCUGUCAUCUCCUCCAAAGUGUUUAUGGACAGAGCCACCAACCAGAGCAAGUGUUUCGGCUUCGUGAGUUUUGAUAACCCUGCCAGCGCUCAGGCUGCCAUCCAGGCCAUGAACGGCUUCCAGAUCGGCAUGAAACGGCUGAAGGUUCAACUCAAGCGGCCAAAAGAUGCCAGCCGCCCGUACUAACCGCCCACAGGGGGGCGCUCACACGCACCGCACACAGCCGACAGCACAGGUCUUGGACAGUUGCAGUCCGGACGGAUCUUAUCGGAUGGACACUGACACACAAACAAGAGGCGGAACGUGAAAAAUGACAAG
Electrophorus electricus (electric eel) is the source of this 1779-nucleotide messenger RNA. Lineage: Eukaryota; Metazoa; Chordata; Actinopteri; Gymnotiformes; Gymnotidae. The record is from RefSeq and is a predicted model, not a curated record.